Messenger RNA from Malus domestica (apple), 1410 nucleotides. RefSeq lists its product as uncharacterized. The record is from RefSeq and is a predicted model, not a curated record. Lineage: Eukaryota; Viridiplantae; Streptophyta; Magnoliopsida; Rosales; Rosaceae.
ACUGUUACAAACCAGUCUCCGUUUUGUUUUUCCUUUUGUUAUUUUGAGUUGGCACGAUUGGUUUUCAUCGUCUAGAAGAACAUGCAAGUGGGUCAAUCAAUUGUCCUCAUCACCUCACAAAUGUGAGAUGCCCCCAACUCUCUUUUACAUCUUAUAUAGAAACUGCGUGAAGCAUCACAAACCAUGCCAAUUUAAGUAAUCCAACAAGGAGGAGAUCAACCACUCAAUAUUUCUCAAUUCAAAUUCAAACCCUAGGUCAUGGCUUACCCAAAAUUUUCCAAUGUCCUCUCCUUCUACCUUGCAACAAUCAUAGCCAUUUCCCAAUUCUUGAUUUCAAUUUUACCUUUGCUGAAUCCAAUCACGCUCCUAAUCACAGUUGCAGAUUUACUUAUAUCAGUAUAUUUCAGGUCGUGUGGUCUUUGUCCCUGCACAGUUGAAUUAGAUGAUCAAACCACGAUGCACUUUUGGGUUGCAAAUCCUAGGAGGUCCCAGAAGCCUGCCCUAGUAAUGCUUCAUGGGUAUGGUGGCAAUUCAAAGUGGCAGUUCAUCCAUCAGGUGGGCUCUCUCUCUCAAAGGUUCAAUCUGUAUGUGCCUGACCUACUGUUCUUUGGCGACUCCUAUACAACUAGGCUUGAAAGGACUGAGAUCUUCCAAGCAAAAUGUGUGGCAGAAGGGUUGAAGAGAUUAGGGUUGGACAGAUUUUCUGUGUACUCCAUAAGUUACGGAGGGUUCGUGGCGUAUUGGAUGGCGGAGAUGUACCCGGAGUUGGUGGAGAAGACUGUGGUUGUGAGUUGUGGGAUUGGAAUGACGGAGGAGCAGAAGAGAGAGCAGCUCAAUAAGGUUGGAAGCAAUGCAUUGAAUCUCCUUGUGCCUCAAAGUGCUCAUGAUCUACGGCUCCUGGUGAAUCUAUCAGUGCAUAAACCUGGCCCUUCUAAGUGGGUCCCUGACAUUUUCCUUCGUGGGUUCAUCAAUGUGACCUAUAAACAACACAGGAAGGAGAAAUUAGAGUUGGCAGAGCACUUGCUGAGGAAAAAAGAAGAUCCAGACCUUCCUAUUCUAACUCAGGAAACACUGAUAAUUUGGGGUGACAAGGAUGAAGUCUUCCCUGUGUACUUGGCCUAUCAGCUGCAAAGGCAGUUGGGACCAAAAUCAAAGGUGGAAAUAAUCAAGGACACAGGUCAUGCAGUAAAUAUGGAUUCACCCACUUCCCUGAAUUCUCUUAUAACUUCAUUUGUUUUAGGUUAAUUUUCGAUCUUAGUCUUUUAGUAUGAAAGAUUUGUUGCAAUUGCAGGCAUGUCUUGACGAAGUUCUGUUUGUCAACGAAUCUUAACUAAAAAAUGGAAAAUAUCGUAGUGGAUCAAAGCAUGUAAAGGCCUUUAAUAUUGGAUACUUCAAUUUUUUAGAUCUAAA